AUGACAGAACCAAUGACAUCACCGGCACCAGUGCCGGCGCCUCCCCCCGAGAAACGGAUGCAGAAACGACGCUCAAUCGGCGAGUGGGACUUUGUGAAAACAAUCGGAGCAGGCUCGAUGGGCCAGGUUAAACUCGCCAAGUCCAGAGUCACCGGCGAGCUCUGCGCCGUCAAAGUGAUCCCGAAGGCCACAGCCCAGCACAAGCGACCGCCCGAUGAAGAGGCCAAGGAGUCGGACAUCAGCAAAGACAUCCGAACGGUCCGAGAGGCAGCCAUUGGCAAACUACUGCACCACAAGUACAUUUGCGAAAUGCGCGAAAUGUACACCAUGACGAACCACUACUACAUGGUGUUUGAGUACGUGGCUGGAGGCCAGAUGCUGGACUACAUCAUUUCGCAUGGCUCUUUGAAAGAACGACACGCGCGAAAGUUUGCUCGAGCCAUCGGAUCGGCUCUGGACUACUGCCACCAGAACAGUAUCGUGCACCGGGAUCUCAAGAUUGAGAACAUUUUGAUUUCAAAGUCCGGAGAUAUCAAGCUGAUUGAUUUUGGCCUCUCGAAUCUGUUUGCGCCCAAUUCCCAGCUCAAGACCUUUUGCGGCUCGCUGUAUUUUGCAGCCCCCGAGCUGCUGAAGGCACGACCGUACAUUGGCCCCGAGGUCGAUGUGUGGUCGUUUGGCGUAGUUCUCUACGUCCUGGUGUGCGGCAAGGUCCCCUUUGAUGACAAGAACAUGCCGCUACUGCACGCCAAAAUCAAGCAGGGCAAGGUUGAGUAUCCCAACUUUCUGAGCCCCGAGUGCAAGGACAUUUUGGCACGUAUGCUCGUGGUCAAUCCGCUACAGCGAGCUACGCUGGCGGAAAUUCUGCAGCACCCAUGGAUGAGCAGGGGCUACGAAGGCCCUCCCGACUCGUACAUUCCAUACAGAGAGCCUCUGACGCUGCCCCUGGACCCACAGGUUGUCCAGGAGAUGAGCGGUUUCGAAUUUGGCUCUGAGGCCGAAAUCGCCCAGAAUCUGGCGGCGCUUCUUGAAUCGCCAGAGUACAUCUUAGCCUGCCACAACUGGUACAAGGCACACGAGAGCUCGCCGUCUACCUCCCGGUUCUCGUUCGACCUGCUCAAACGAACGAGCGGUGGCAUGGGUGGUGGAUCAUCAGAUUCCAUUGAUCUGACCGCCACCCCUAUGAGUACUGCCGAUCCCACAGCGGCCUACCACCCACUCAUUAGCGUGUACUACCUGGUGCGUGAGCGAUUGGAACGGGACGCUCGAAGAGAGCAAGAGCGGGCUGGUGCCCCCUUUGUGGGCUAUCGUCAGGGCGCCGGGAGCGGCAGUGGCAGCGACGAGUUUGGUCAUCAUUCUGGCCACCAUUCUGGUCAUCAACAUAGUCACAGCGGCCAUGUGAGCAUUCCAGCUCCUCCCACAGUGGUGCCUCCUCCUGAGGCUGCUCACUCGCACCACACCCACACCCACAGUCAGUACUCGCCAUUCCUGUCUGGCCAGGGUCCCUCCCGAAUCAACGUCUGUCAACGAGAAGCAGGCUCGAAAACCGGUUGGAUACGGCACUCCUGGCACUCCCAGCAGCGCGAAGUUCUCUUCGGGGACACCCGGCAGUCCUCUGCGCAACGAGCGGUCCAUUCGGCAUCUCCAUCGGUGGAUAUGGCUGGUCUUGGGGUUCCUCACAUGCCCAGCGCAUCUUCUAACGCUUCUGGCUCUCAUGUGACCCCCCACUCGUCUCAGGACGGCGUCGACGGGCCUCCGCAGACUCCUCCUACGCGACCCACGGCAACUUUCGCGCCUGGUUCUGCCCAGCAGCCGCCAACUACCACCCGAAAGCAGUACCACCCAUCUGCGCGGGCGAAGUCAAUGGGUCACGUGCGCAAAGAGUCAAUCAACACCAAGGCGGCGGCUCCUCCUUCGGAGUCCAUGCCUCCUGUUCCUCAAGAGUUUGAGGAUGACGUCGCCCCUGUGCAGUCGCGUCAGCACCACGUUAAGAUGGACGACGUGGAUCUGGCAGACCACACGCCUACACCCUCGAUCGACUAUCCUAAGCAGGUAUUCCUCAAGGGUUUCUUUUCCGUGCAGUCGACGUCCACCAAGUCUUUGCCGUUUAUUCGGUCUGACAUUAUCCGUGUACUGACUCAGCUGGGCGUGCGGUUCAAGGAGAUCCGGGGUGGAUUCAUGUGCAUCCACGAGCCCAGCCUUGCGCGUGAAGAAGACCCUUCGCCCGGCCACCUGAGUCCACGGGUGGAUACGGGCGAUACAUCGAGCUUGUCGCCUCCCGGCUCGCCUGCGAAUGCUCACUGGCGUAAGCUGUCGUUUAACGGAAGAAGACGGGAUCAUUCUGGUUCCGGCCACUUUGAUUUCUCCGACGACUUCUCUUGUGACUCGUUUGGCGGCUCUACGGAGCGGCAUCAUGCCCAGGGCGGAGGCAGUGAUAUGUUGGGCUACACAGCGACAAAUUCGUCGGUGCGAACGCCGCUGCAGUUUGAGAUUUACAUUGUCAAGGUUCCGAUUCUGUCGCUGCAUGGAGUGCAGUUUAAGAAGAUGACGGGUAACUCGUGGCAAUAUAAGAAUCUGGCGGGUAAGAUUUUGGCUGAGCUGAAGUUAUAG
This is a messenger RNA of Yarrowia lipolytica CLIB122, 2607 nucleotides long. NCBI's taxonomy places the organism in Eukaryota, Fungi, Ascomycota, Dipodascomycetes, Dipodascales. The record is from RefSeq and is a predicted model, not a curated record.